Messenger RNA from Cantharellus anzutake, 399 nucleotides. RefSeq lists its product as uncharacterized. The transcript has 4 exons. NCBI's taxonomy places the organism in Eukaryota, Fungi, Basidiomycota, Agaricomycetes, Cantharellales, Hydnaceae. The record is from RefSeq and is a predicted model, not a curated record. Bases 83 to 358 code for a protein of 91 amino acids.
ACUUUAACUGGGACGUUCCGCAAGCCAUACUAAUACUUUAAGAAAUCCCAUAAUAGACGUUUCCUCCCUUCGGAGCUCACCAAUGCAUCUAAAGAGCACCAGCCGACUGUACUUAGCAAUACUCCGGGUAAUUUUACAUUGGAGAUCAUAUGCAACAUGGAGGAGCUCGAUCAGAUACUCACGGAUGUUCGCCAGGGCUGCGGCCAAGUACCCAUCUACAAGUAUAUGUUUAAACAACUGCGCCAACGGUGCACCGAAACCGUCCUUGCGAUUCAAGAUUUGGACGAAUCCUCGAGUCCCCCACCGGAAGAACAAGCUAGAGUCUUGCACUCCCUUUAUGAGUUAUUUAAGAACGUAAAAGAGUCUACGCAUUCCUGGAACCAAUUGGGCACGAUAUUA